GCCCCCGGGGUCGUGCGCGCCUGUCGUCGUGCCCUCGGCCGCUACACGCUCUUCUCCCCCGAGUGAGAGUGGCAGAGAUGUUGAGCUUCCUGAGAAGAACACUUGGCCGCCGGUCUAUGCGCAAACAUGCUGAGAAGGAGCGACUCAGAGAGGCACAGCGUGCUGCUACACACAUCCCUGCAGCUGGAGAUGCCAAAUCUGUCAUCACAUGCAGGGUGUCCCUUCUGGAUGGUACAGAUGUUAGUGUGGACUUGCCGAAAAAAGCCAAAGGACAAGAACUAUUUGACCAAAUUAUGUAUCACCUGGACUUGAUUGAAAGUGACUAUUUUGGUCUGAGAUUCAUGGAUUCAGCCCAAGUAGCUCAUUGGUUGGAUGGUACAAAAAGCAUCAAAAAGCAAGUAAAAAUUGGCUCACCCUAUUGUCUUCAUCUUCGAGUUAAGUUUUAUUCCUCAGAACCAAACAAUCUUCGUGAGGAACUAACCCGGUAUUUAUUUGUUCUUCAGUUAAAACAAGAUAUUCUCAGUGGGAAAUUAGAGUGCCCCUUUGAUACAGCAGUUCAGUUGGCAGCUUAUAAUCUGCAAGCUGAACUUGGUGACUAUGAUCUUGCUGAACAUAGUCCUGAACUUGUCUCUGAGUUCAGGUUUGUGCCCAUUCAGACAGAAGACAUGGAACUGGCUAUUUUUGAGAAAUGGAAGGAAUACAGAGGUCAGACACCAGCACAGGCUGAAACCAAUUAUCUGAAUAAAGCCAAAUGGCUAGAAAUGUAUGGAGUUGAUAUGCAUGUGGUCAAGGCUAGAGAUGGGAAUGACUAUAGCUUGGGACUAACUCCAACAGGAGUCCUUGUUUUUGAAGGAGAAACCAAAAUCGGCUUGUUCUUCUGGCCCAAGAUAACCAGAUUGGAUUUUAAGAAGAAUAAAUUAACUCUUGUGGUUGUGGAAGAUGAUGAUCAGGGUAAAGAACAAGAGCAUACCUUUGUCUUUAGACUAGAUCAUCCAAAGGCCUGCAAACACUUAUGGAAAUGCGCAGUGGAACACCAUGCCUUCUUCCGUCUCCGAGGACCUGUCCAAAAGAGUUCUCAUCGAUCAGGAUUCAUUCGGCUAGGAUCACGAUUUAGAUACAGUGGAAAAACAGAGUAUCAGACCACAAAAACUAACAAACCCAGAAGAUCGACCUCCUUUGAAAGAAGGCCCAGCAAGCGAUACUCCCGACGGACCAUACAAAUGAAAGCAAGCACAACAAAACCUGAAGAUCUUGGUGUUCAUAAUGCUUCAACCCAGAAAAAUGACUCCCAACAGGCUUGGGGUGUGAGGUCUCCUGUGCCUAUGAGUUCUUCCUCAUCCUCUGGUCCUGUGCUGGUGGAGAUAGAGAAUCUUCCACAGAAUUCCGCAGCAGACCAACACGACAGGAAAUGCUUGCCUCUGAAUGUUGAUUUGCUGAGUAGCCCAGACCUACUAGAAACAACCGUUGGUGAUGUAACACGGACAUCAGAUACUUGGGAACCCUCUGCAGCACCAGAUGGCAUUAAUGUAGUUACCAGGUCCAAUGCAUUAGAGGAGCCCAGAGUUGAAUGUGAAACAUUAAAAGAUGAUACGGAGAAGCUCAAGCAGCUGGAAAUGGAGCAGAACAUCUUGCCAUCUCCUCGACCUCCCGUUGUUGACAUUAAUGUCAACAGUCAGGAAGAAGUGAUAAAGUUGACUGAGAAAUGUCUUAAUAAUGCCAUUGAGAGCCCAGGAUUGAAUGCAGUAAAGGUUCCUCCUGACUUCAAGAGCAACAUUCUGAAGGCUCAAGUAGAAGCAGUGCAUAAGGCUGCAAGAGAAGAUAGUUUAACUCAUAAAAAUUCCAGUGUUCAGGAAGCUGCCACAAACAGUACUGUAGUAAAUGAAAACAGUGUGCCCGUCGGCAAAGACUCCCUCACUCUGGAGCAUGCCACAGCUGCAGACAGUGGAUCUGUUCUAAAGGAUGCUACAGACGAAUUGGAUGCCUUACUUCUUUCUCUAACUGAGAAUUUGAUGGACCACACAGUUACACCGCAAGUAAAUGUGUCUCAGAACAGCAAGGUGUCUUCAUCAUCCACAAUCACACCCCGGUGGAUUAUUCCACAGAGUGCUGCCAUCACCAACAGACUCGCAGGAUGUGGGGCAUCUGUGGCAGGGACACAGGGCUGUGCUACUAAGGAUGGAUUCUCACUCAUUUCGCCCCCAGCGCCGUUCUUGGUGGAUGCUGUGACCAGCUCCGCUCCUCUGCCCGAAGACCCAGCCUUGAAGCAGAAGUGUUUGCUGACUACUGAGCUCUGAGGGCUUCUGCUCCCCACACUAUCCCGGCAGCCCUGAAUCCAGCUGGGUCCUUUACUUGGGGAAAAACUUCUACCUGGAUUUGAACUCAGCUCCAUGAAGAAAGUAGCUACAUUAUCCGUCCAACUGCAAGUCUACCCCUACGUAACUGAAGACCCUUUACAU
This is a messenger RNA of Phodopus roborovskii (desert hamster), 2456 nucleotides long. RefSeq names its product erythrocyte membrane protein band 4.1 like 5 (gene Epb41l5). The transcript is spliced from 25 exons. The coding region runs from base 78 to 2294 and encodes 738 amino acids. Lineage: Eukaryota; Metazoa; Chordata; Mammalia; Rodentia; Cricetidae. Gene Ontology annotation, cellular component: cytoskeleton. Gene Ontology annotation, molecular function: cytoskeletal protein binding. The record is from RefSeq and is a predicted model, not a curated record.